Messenger RNA from Phycodurus eques (leafy seadragon), 2142 nucleotides. RefSeq names its product 1-acylglycerol-3-phosphate O-acyltransferase 2 (lysophosphatidic acid acyltransferase, beta) (gene agpat2). Bases 211 to 1110 code for a protein of 299 amino acids. Gene Ontology annotation, biological process: phosphatidic acid biosynthetic process. Gene Ontology annotation, molecular function: 1-acylglycerol-3-phosphate O-acyltransferase activity. The record is from RefSeq and is a predicted model, not a curated record. Lineage: Eukaryota; Metazoa; Chordata; Actinopteri; Syngnathiformes; Syngnathidae. Gene Ontology annotation, cellular component: membrane; endoplasmic reticulum. The transcript is spliced from 5 exons.
AACAGCGGAUGACGACGACCGUGUCACGGACUCCACCUCGCAACAGAUGAAUAACGAUACAUGGUGGUCACCAGAAUCAAGAGGAAGAGAAACUAACAACUACCGUGUUAUGUUUGACCGGCUCGCGGCGCCUCUCUUUCGCCGAGCAGCGUGAGCGGAGCCCCGGCCGUUAGCCCGACCGACCCGACCGACCCUCCCUCCUUCCCCGCUAUGGAUGUUCUACUGUGGAUGGCGCCGCUGAUGGUGCCGCUCGUGGUGGUGGUGCUGCUGUGGAGCAGCGGUCACACGCUGGUGUUUUAUUUCAAAAAGUGCUUCUACGUGGCCUGGAUGAUGGCGCUGGCGCUGUUGGCUAUCCCGCUGUGCGUGCUCAAAAGCGGCGGCAGGGACGUGGAGAACAUGAGAAUUAUCCGCUCCCUGGUUCGACACGUCAAGUAUUUCCUCGGCCUGCGAUUCGAAGUCAGCGGCUGGGAGCACCUGCAGACCCCGGGCCCCUACGUCGUCAUCUCCAACCACCAGAGCUCGCUCGACGUUUUGGGCCUGAUGGAGAUCCUGCCCGACCGUUGCACCAUGAUCGCCAAGAAGGAGCUGAUCUACGCCGGCACGGUGGGCCUCAUCUGCUGGCUGGGCGGCAUCGUCUUCAUCAACCGCAAGAAGACCAGCGACGCCAAGAGCGUCAUGGCCGACGCCGCCAAAACCAUGUUGAACGAGCAGAUCCGUCUGUGGGUGUUUCCGGAGGGAACGCGGAACCAGAGAGGAGACCUUUUGCCUUUCAAAAAAGGCGCAUUCCACCUGGCCGUGCAAGCGCAAGCGCCAAUCAUACCGGUGGUCUUCUCCUCGUACAGUAACUUCUACCUACGGAAAGAGAAGCAGUUCAAAUCGGGUAAGCGUUUCCGCACAAGUAUCUGUGCUUGUACUCGAGCACAGAGUGCGAGUACUUUUGCCACCUGUACCGUAGGGACCAUCCGGUUGAAGAUCCUUCCGAAGAUCGAGACCAAGGGCAUGACGUCCGAGGACGUGGCGUCCCUCGCCGACAAAUCCUUUGACGCGAUGCGAUCAGCCUUCCUGGACAUCUCUGGCUUGACGUGCGGCAACGGGCCCGUGAGGCACUGAGCGCCCGCCAGUCCGCCCGCCCGCCCGCCUUUUUGUCAACCUCGGCCUCUCCACGCCCACCGCCACGUUUAUCCCCCAUUACUCUCUGGCCAGGCAGCCGGUCCCGGUCCGGGACCCGGUUCCGGUCCGCGCAGUCCUGACCCUCGCGGUGUCUGCGAGCGGAGUGACGGACGGCGAGCCCAGCUGUACGGAUGUGCGUAAUUUUUUCGUGCAUGCCCUUUGCGCGUUCUUCGCUUUGGAUGCAUUUGUUUUGUUUUUUUAUUUUAAAUCCUCUCAUGUUGCCACUUUGUCGUGGUUAUUUUGGGACGAGGUGGACGUCCACACACCACUCUAAGUUCAUCUGGUGCGCCAACAAGUGGCGGUGACAGCGUUUGUUUAGCAGGCGCUCUCUGAUCUGGUGGGGUGACAAUAAAGAAACGAGACUGCACUUGUCGCGGUGCUCUCGCCAUUAUUCAAGCUAAUGUAUCAGAGCCACUAUGAAAAAAUACUUGUAAUGGAACUUUUUUUAUUAUUACUACUACGACAAGAAUAAAGAAUUUUGAGAAAAUGGCAGUAAAAUUUAAAUUUAACAGGCAAAUCGAAGGGAAAAUAUGACUUUAUUGUCAUUAUGAUUAGGAGUGUUUCUCAAAAUAUUAUGCCCUUUGUUGACUUUUUUUUCUAGCUAAAAUGCAACUUUAUUCACUUUCACUAUUAUGACUUGAUUUUAUUUUUUUCUUGUAUAAAUAAAUAUGACCAUUCUCAGACAAAGAUGACCUUUUCCUGGAAAAGAUGUGACUGUAUUAUUCCAACUUUUUGCUCAAAAUGUGACUAUUAUAAAACUACUGCUUUAUUCUUGUAAUAUUAUGCCCAUUUUUGACUUUUUUUCUGAAAGAAAUGACUGAAUUCUCUUAAUAUUGCACCCAUAGUCUUAAUUCUAAAAAAUUCUGACUUUAUUCUUCAAAAAAAAUGUUUUGACUUGUCCUGACUUCUUUUCUAAAAAACAAAUAUCUACUUAAAGUAUUUUUCUUGAAAAAUAUUCUCAUGUUUCGUCCU